ACUACAUAAUAUAUCUAUGUACCCAAACUAAAAAAAAACUUUUUAAAAGGUGCGUUUUCUUACCAAAUAAGACAAAUAAAUUAGGUAAUAAAGAUGAUAUCCUUGGUCAAGAAGAUAAUAUUUAUUUGUUUAAGUGUAUUAGUGACAUCAGGGACUACUGGUGUAAGUAAAGAUGUGAUAGGUUUUCCGGAGUAUGAAGAGAAUCCAUUAUUAAUUAAUAAGCAGGAUCGCAAACCCGUAUUCUUGCCAGCAAAGUGUCCGGAAAACGAGUUGUAUUAUCCUGGCGAUCAGACCGAUGACUGGAUUUGUGAUUGUCGUCCGGGAUUCCUAUUUCACCCGGACACAGAUAAGUGUUGGCUAGCUUACGAAAGGGGAGCGUGUCCAGAAGAACAGUAUUUAGUUUUGCCUAAAGACUCUAUGAUACCCAUAUGCGUCCCAAAUCCCUGCAGAACUGACUCUAUGGUGCUAUGGAACGGACAGUGCCAGAAACUUGGUUCAAGCGUCUGCGGAAAUACAUUCCCAGCUAAAGUCCUAUGGGUGAAUGCAACGACAUCUACAGUGGAUUGCGUUAUAGUGUACCUAAAUAAUAGAUUUUCUAUUGAUGUGGAAUUUGAAACCAAUAUAACCUGUCCUCUAGGGUGCAGACGCAAUGUCCAAAACAAAUGUACGCCCGACAGAGUACUAUAAUUUGUUUAUUUUUUUUUUAUUUCAUGCUUCAUGUUACAAAGUGGAAAAACAGUAUUGAAGCGAUCAGAUGAGUAAUCAAUAUAUUUUUUUUUAAAGUAAGUAUAUUUUUGUAAUUAAAUAACG
Molecule: messenger RNA, 810 nt
Organism: Pararge aegeria (speckled wood butterfly)
Lineage: Eukaryota; Metazoa; Arthropoda; Insecta; Lepidoptera; Nymphalidae
Exons: 3
Coding region: 94-687 (197 amino acids)
Source: RefSeq, a predicted model, not a curated record